Messenger RNA from Cucumis melo (muskmelon), 558 nucleotides. RefSeq lists its product as uncharacterized. The record is from RefSeq and is a predicted model, not a curated record. The transcript has a single exon. Bases 1 to 558 code for a protein of 185 amino acids. Lineage: Eukaryota; Viridiplantae; Streptophyta; Magnoliopsida; Cucurbitales; Cucurbitaceae.
AUGUAUGGCAAGAAGAUACAAAUCUUUACUGAUUAUAAGAGCCUGAAAUAUGUCUUCACUCAAAAGGAGUUAAACAUGAGACAGAGAAAAUGGCUUAAGUUAGUAAAGGACUUUGAUUGUGAGAUUUUGUACCAUCUAGAUAAGGCGAAUGUGGUAGCCGAUGCUCUUAGUAAGAAGGUAUCGCAUUCACCAACACUUAUUACUGAGCAGGUCUUUUUGCAUAGAGACUUUGAGAGAACUGAGAUUGCAGUUUCAAUAGGAGAAGUCACUUCACAAUUGGCUCAGUUGUCAAUGCAAUCAACUUUUAGACAAAGGAUUAUUGUCGCUCAGCUUAAUUAUCUAUAUUUGGUUGAGAAGCAUCGUCUCGUAGAAGUAGGACAAGUCGAGGAGUUCUCUAUAUCCUCUGAUGAUGGAUUUAUGUUUGAGAGACGUUUAUGCAUGUCAGCAGAUAAUGUAGUUAAGAUCGAGCUUUUAACUAAGGCUUAUAGUUCCCUAUUUUUUAUGCAUUAUGGCAGUACAAAAAUGUACCAGGACUUGAAGCGAGUUUACUGGUGGUGA